AUCGCGGUGGAAGGGAAGCGCUGGCGGUCCGCGGGGUCAGCUGGCGAGGCCGGGCAGGGAUCGGGCCAUGGAGGCGGGGGAGGCGCUGGGGGUGGCCGCGGCGUUGCUGCUGGGUCUCUACGCGCUGCUCUACUACUACUUCGUGGCGGCCACCCGGUGUCGGAACGCGGUCAGCCUGCGGGGCAAAACGGUGCUCAUCACAGGUGGGAGUACUGGGAUCGGGAAGGCCACGGCAGUGGAUCUGGCCCGGAGAGGCGCCCGCGUCAUUCUGGCAUGCCGCGACAAAGCGAGAGGAGAAUCCGCCAUGUACGACAUCAGACGGGAAAGUGGGAACUCGGAGGUGAUCCUGAUGAUCCUGGAUCUGUGCAGCCUGAACUCCGUGCGAGCUUUUGCGCAGACCUUCUUAGAAUCGGAGCCCCGUCUGGACAUCCUCAUCAACAACGCAGGGGUCUUUCAGGGUGGCCAAACCGCCGAUGGCUUUAGCCAGAACUUCCAGGUCAACCACUUGGCCCACUUCCUGCUGACCCACCUGCUCCUCGACCGGCUGAAGCGCUGCGCCCCGAGCCGGAUCGUAAUUCUGGCCUCAAGUCUGCACGCCUAUGGGAAGAUCGACUUUCGGACCAUCCACAAGCCGGUGGAAGGGAUGUGGCAGGUGAUAAUAUCGUACAGCAUCAGCAAACUAGCCAACAUUCUCCACGCAAGAGAGUUGGCCAACCGUCUGGAAGGAACCAAUGUUACUUGCUAUGCGGUUCAUCCAGGAUCUGUUAGAACCGAAAUCGGCCGCUCUUUUCCACGGUGGGUAUUUCGGGUGUUUGGGCUCAUGAAGGUGUUGAGACGAGAUUGUGAUGCGGGUGCCCAGACCUCCAUCUACUGCGCCACCGAGGAGGGCAUCGAGAGGCUGAGUGGGCGGUAUUUUGUGGACUGCCAUGCAAGGGUGCCCUGGCCACAGGCCUGCGAUGACCAGCUGGCCAAGAAGCUCUGGGAAUUCAGCGAGAGGCUUCUGGGACUGACCGCUUAAGAGGGAAGGGACAGAAAUGGAGUUUGAGGUCACCAUAAGCGGUGACCAAUUAAACUGGGGGAGCAAACUGCAGGGAAUCUGGAAACUUCUCUGAGGUUGUGGCUGAGACAAGUGUUGAAUUUCCGAGAAUUUAAAAAAAACUGGGAAGUAUUGUGGGGUUUGUGGUGGAGAGUUGAUCGGCGUUGGUCCGUAAGUAUCUUUUAAAUAAAGAAACCGACUCCA
This is a messenger RNA of Thamnophis elegans (Western terrestrial garter snake), 1240 nucleotides long. Its product is annotated as dehydrogenase/reductase SDR family member 13-like. The transcript is spliced from 5 exons. Bases 68 to 1018 code for a protein of 316 amino acids. The record is from RefSeq and is a predicted model, not a curated record. Lineage: Eukaryota; Metazoa; Chordata; Lepidosauria; Squamata; Natricidae.